CUUAUCAUUACAAUCUGGCUGGUGUUUGCAGUUACGGUGAACGAAGUGUUUCUUGUUUAACUGAAUCGGAAGAUUUUGCAAUAAUGGGAUUUAUAGAAGAAAUAAUUCACAGUGUGGAUAAGUCACUUAUUGUAAACUGCUGGAAAUAUAUAUUUCCAAUACUAGUGGUAUGUUAUCUUAUCAUUUUCCUUUACGAUAAACAUCUCUAUGGCGGAGGAAAAUCGAAAAAAGUUCCUGUUGUCGAAUCGAAGCAAAAAUUGGAUGGUAUCGAAUAUGUUGGAGAAAUCGAGUCGUACGAGUUUGAUCCAACUCCAGUAUUGGAAGAGAAGGAACAUAUUCCUUUCAAGGGGGCUACGGUCACGCUCGACUCCAAUCCUCGGAAAGCGGCGGACCAAUUUUAUGAAAUUGUUAACGAUAGACGAAGUGUUCGUUCUUUCAGUACGCGUCCGAUCGAUAUUACCGUCGUUGAGAAAUGCCUCCAUGCAGCCGGUACCAGUCCCAGUGGGGCACACACAGAGCCAUGGACCUUUUGUUUAGUCACCAAGCAAACCCUGAAGGAAGAGAUACGAGAAAUCAUCGAGGCAGAAGAAUUCGUGAACUACCAGCAGCGAAUGUCCAAACAAUGGACCACAGAUUUGAAACCCCUUCGAACGAACCAUGUGAAAAAAUACCUCAGUGAUGCACCCUGUUUAAUUCUAAUUUUUAAGCAAACCUAUGGCUUCAAGGCAGAUGGGAGCAAGAAACAACAUUACUAUAAUGAAAUUUCAACCUCGAUCGCCGUUGGAAUUUUACUUUGUGCAUUGCAGGCCGCUGGCUUGAAUUCGCUCGUGACCACGCCCUUAAAUUGCGGUCCUGCGUUGAGGAAUCUGCUUGGACGACCGGUAAACGAGAAAUUAUUGGUAUUACUUCCCGUCGGGUAUGCAGCGGAAGAUUGCACUGUACCUGAUCUAAAGCGCAAAUCCCUAGAUCAGAUUUCGAUUAAAUACAAGUAAAUGUUAGUGAUGGAUACUAUGAAUAAAAUCUGAUUUAACUAAUCUAUUGGUGAAAUAUGUUAUGCCAUCACACCAUACUUAGAAGUUGGCAAUCUUAAGUCGGUCCAUACUACUUCUACUGACAAAUAUUUAACGAUUAAUAAAAGAUUGAAUAUAUACGCUAUUCAGGAAAUUUCAUUCUAUUCCUUAACUUAGUUUAGCUUUCAUUCAAAAGUAUGAGGGUCUGUGCCUAGGAACACGAACGCUGGCCUGACGUAAAAUUACAAAAGUAGAUAUUCUAUUAGAUAAUGCUGGAGAUUUAUCAAAUGUUCAACAGUU
Molecule: messenger RNA, 1310 nt
Organism: Sabethes cyaneus
Lineage: Eukaryota; Metazoa; Arthropoda; Insecta; Diptera; Culicidae
Gene: Iyd
Product: iodotyrosine deiodinase
Exons: 2
Coding region: 84-992 (302 amino acids)
Molecular function (GO): oxidoreductase activity
Source: RefSeq, a predicted model, not a curated record